Prorocentrum cordatum is the source of this 537-nucleotide messenger RNA. NCBI's taxonomy places the organism in Eukaryota, Dinophyceae, Prorocentrales, Prorocentraceae. The record is from the annotation of a GenBank genome assembly.
AGGCGCCGGGCGGCCGCCGCGCCCCGCGCCGGCGGGUAGCGGGGCAGCGAUGGCGGAGCCGUUGGCCAUCGAAGGGCACAGGAAGCUUGAGGCCGCGCAGCAGGAGCUCUUCGAUGCCUUCAGCGCUUGCUACAAGAAGGUCAAUGGGCGCCUCACAGAAGGUUGGCAGCCUCAUGAGAUGAUCAUGCUUUGCAACGACGCGUGCUUCUUCGACCUCGUUGAGGCUAUACGCGAGGAGAUCGAGCAUCUCACAGGCACCGCGGCGGCGCCAGGGGAGCAGACCGAGCCAGUUUCCGACGUCUCGGGCGUCCUGGCGCUGAUCCAGGCCCGCGAUAUGUACCUCGAGGUGGAGUUCGACCUGAAUGCAGAGACGCUCUCCGACCCCCUGUUCCGCACGCAGGUCCUGGGGGAGCUCCUCGUGGAUCUGCAGUCGUGCCGGAUCGAGCAGCGGAAGUUCUGCACCACGGACCUGCGCCUGGAGCUCACCGACAAGAUCGGACAGGAGGCGAGGCCCCUGAUCAGCGAAAUCGCCCAGGC